Messenger RNA from Anopheles cruzii, 1524 nucleotides. Its product is annotated as putative serine protease K12H4.7. The record is from RefSeq and is a predicted model, not a curated record. Gene Ontology annotation, molecular function: serine-type exopeptidase activity; dipeptidyl-peptidase activity. The transcript is spliced from 2 exons. Gene Ontology annotation, biological process: proteolysis. Lineage: Eukaryota; Metazoa; Arthropoda; Insecta; Diptera; Culicidae. The coding region runs from base 1 to 1524 and encodes 507 amino acids.
AUGAAGUUGGGUGCAAAUCAAAAGCUACUGGUGGCCGCGCUGCUGCUGGCCGUGGUCGCGGUGGUGUCGAGCAAGUCGCUCGACAAGAUCCGCCGGAUGCCACCGGGCAUCGAGCGGAUGUUUAGCCACACCCAAGGGCCCCAGCCACCGAAGGGAUACGUCUCGCAGAACCCGCGCACUGUCGAGGGUCGCUUCUCGGCCAAGGUUGAUCAUUUCAACCCGCAGAGCCGCGACAUGUUUGAGUUCAACUACCUGCACAACGACCAGUACUACCGGCAGGGAGGCCCCCUGUUCGUGGUGGUCCCUGGCCACUAUCCGCUCAACUCGUACUUCAUGGAGAACAGCCACUUCCGGGAUGUGGCCGCCUUGAACGGAGCGUGGUUGGCGACCUUCGAGCAUCGCUACUUCGGAGCCAGUGUGCCCGUACCGAACCUAUCUGCCGCAAACAUGCGCUUCCUGCGCACGGAGCAGGUCCUGUUCGAUCUGAUCGAGUGGAUCGACUUCCUGAAGCGCGAGGUCGUCGGGGACCCGAACGCACGCGUGAUCCUGCACGGAGUCGCUUACGGUGGGUCGCUCGCGUCCUGGGCUCGCCAGCGCUUCCCGAACAUCAUCGACGGUGCGUGGGCCUCCAGCGCGCCGGUCCGCGCCACCUCCAGUUUCCCCGAGUUCGCCGAGGAUGUCGGACAACUCAUCCGCUCAUAUGGUGGUGACGAGUGUUACAACCGCAUCUUCCAGGCCUUCCACACGGCCCAGAACCUGCUCGAUGCCGGCCAGACCACCCUGUUGUCGAACAUGUUCAACACCUGCGACCCGAUCAACGUGAGCGAUCCGAUCGAGGUUGAACUGUUCUUCUUCGCCAUGAUGCUGUCGCUCGAGGCUGCCAUGGUGGAGGAUCUGGAAAUCGAGAGCCUUGAGCGCGUGUGUAACGCCCUCACGAGCACCCAGUUUGAUACCGGCCUCGACGCGCUGUCCAAUUUACUGAUGGACCGCUACGCCGAUGCCCGCGAGUGCUUCGACCUGUCGUUCGAGAACUUUGUCCGCUACCUGACCGACGAGGACAUUGAGGCGGAGCAGAACCUCGAGUACGGUCUGCGGCAGUCCAACUACCACGACUGCACCGAAUUCGGCCUGUUCCCGACGCUCUCGUCGGCCAACCAGCCGUUCGGUGACCGCGUCACGUACGCGCUGUUCCUGGCCGAGUGUCAGGCCGCGUUCGGCGAGUGGCUUACCCAGGAAGUCGUGUUUGAUGGCGUGCGGUUGACCAACUUCCACUUCGGCGCGACCGACCCGCGCACUACGAACGUGCUCUUCACGCACGGUGCCCGCGACCCGAUCCGCCACCUCGGCAUCACCUCCUACACGAACCUGCUCGCCAACGCCCGCGUCACUCCAGGCGAGUUCCUCGGCGCGGACAUCGUCUCCAUCUCCGGCUUCGACUCGGAGGAGCUGCUCGAGACGAAGCACAUGGCCGAGGAGUACAUCGUCACCUGGCUCGGUUCGCAAAUCAACCCGUUCCGGAAGUAG